This is a messenger RNA of Magallana angulata, 351 nucleotides long. Its product is annotated as DNA-directed RNA polymerases I and III subunit RPAC2-like. Gene Ontology annotation, molecular function: DNA binding; protein dimerization activity; DNA-directed RNA polymerase activity. Gene Ontology annotation, cellular component: RNA polymerase III complex; RNA polymerase I complex. The transcript has a single exon. The record is from RefSeq and is a predicted model, not a curated record. Gene Ontology annotation, biological process: DNA-templated transcription. Lineage: Eukaryota; Metazoa; Mollusca; Bivalvia; Ostreida; Ostreidae. The coding region runs from base 1 to 351 and encodes 116 amino acids.
AUGGAAACCAACGAACAGUCAAAUAAAAAGCGUUUAGAAGUUGUGGAUUCUGCAGGAUCGUUGGACGAGACCUGCAAAACAUUUGUUUUUCACAAUGAAGACCACACUCUCGGGAAUUCGCUGAGGUACAUGGUUAUGAAGAACCCCGAAGUUCAGUUCUGCGGAUAUAGUGUUCCCCACCCCUCAGAAAGUAAAAUUAACUUCAGAAUACAAACUCACGGUGAACUAGGGACCGAUGUGUUGAAGAAAGGGCUGAAAGACCUUAACAGUGUAUGUGAGCAUGUUCUGGCAACUUUUCAGGCAAGUGUUCAAGACUUCAAACGUCGUGAUGUUGAAAUGGCUGAUGGAUGA